AUGCUGAGUGAGCAUCGUCCUCAUCAUCAUUCAUCACAGUAGCACAAAUGAUGAAGUAUGGCUGCACACUACAAAUAUCUCCUCAUGUUUUAACCAGAACCAUGGUUAAAAAAUUUCCACACGAACGGAAUACUUUUUCACCAUGAGAAUUCACUGCAAGAUUGUGGCGAUCGCGAUAUGUUUCGGAGUUUUCCUACUUUUGUACUUUUUCGGGGGCAACGCUGCGGACGAGCCACCGUUAAAACAAGUUGCGAAAGAAAAACAUUUCCCAUUUUCGCGUGACAUCGAGGACAUCGCACCGGUAAAAGAAACGAAACAAACCCUCGAAGAGCCGCAAGUACCACCGAAACUAAUCCGCAAAGCUGACCGCAAAGAGCCAAAGUUGAGCAGCAGAGGAGGGAAUGUCAGCGCAAAGACUGGUCAGAAGAGUGAGAUGGGGCGGCCUGGGUCAAAGGUCAACCAAGCAGAGGAUGUCAUGCACCUGGCGGUGGUGGCUUGUGGGAACCGUCUAGAUGAAACACUCACUAUGGUGAAGUCGGCACUGCUCUUCAGCAUAAAGAAGAUUAAGUUUCACAUCUUUGCAGAGGAGGACUUGGCCGAACAGUUUGAAAAAGGGUUCAGUCAGUGGCCUCUGACGGUGUCCUCCAAGUUUCACUACACCAUAUAUCCAAUCACCUUCUCUGUGGGGAAUGCCGAAGAAUGGAAGAAGCUCUUCAAGCCAUGUGCCGCCCAGAGGCUAUUUCUUCCUGUUAUCCUGAAGGAUGUGGACUCGCUGUUGUACGUAGACACAGAUGUUCUCUUUCUCCGGCCUAUGGAUGACAUCUGGAAGUUUCUGAAGGCUUUCAACAGCACUCAGCUAGCUGCCAUGGCCCCUGAACACGAGAUUCCCAAGAUCGGCUGGUAUAGUCGCUUUGCGCGACACCCCUUUUAUGGAGUGACAGGGGUCAAUUCAGGGGUCAUGCUAAUGAACCUCACACGGAUUCGUAGUACUCUGUUCAGGAACAGCAUGAUCGCCAGAGGCCUGUCAUGGGAAAAUCUGCUUCACCCUCUUUAUCAGAAAUAUAAGAUCCACAUCACUUGGGGAGACCAAGACCUCCUCAACAUAAUCUUCCAUUACAAUCCAGAGUGUAUUUACAUAUUUCCAUGCCAGUGGAACUACAGGCCAGAUCACUGUAUGUAUGGAAGCAACUGCAAGGCAGCGGAGGAGGAAGGGGUGUCCAUUCUUCAUGGUAACCGUGGAGUGUACCAUGAUGACAAGCAACCCGCCUUCAGGGUGGUGUAUGAUGCCAUACAUGAAUAUCCUUUCGAGGAGAACAUGUUCCAGUCUUUGUUUUACCCUCUUCAGACCACGUUCCUUGACACUGUUAACACCCUCUGUGGAAGAAUUCCACAGGUGUUCCUCAAACAGAUUGAGAAGACCAUGAGAGCUGCUUAUGAGAAAAAAGUGGUCCGCCGUGUUCGACCGCCACACGAGUAAUGAGUCUUGACUGUUCAGAGAGCACUUUUUCAACAUCAUAAGGAAAAAUCUCUACCUGCUACUUAGAUCAGAGUGGUUAUGAAAUGGAUGACAUGUAAUGCCAGAGGCAAGCUACAUGUGGUCCAUCUGCCUUUGUCUGAAGUUCACGAGCCAGAGGAAUUUGAAAUAUUGGAAACAAAUUCCGUUUUGAGCAGUAGUUCGACUCCUGAGUUUGGGUCACCUUGGAAUUGCUCAAUGGAAGGAUUCAGCAAUGUAAGAGGAAUAUCUACGGAAUAAAUUCUACAGAAAGUCCUUGAUUAUCAAACCUCUGGCACAGAAAUGUAACCAAGUGAAUUAACGAGUGGGUAUCCAACCACCUGAAUGUUAAUGAAGAUAAUUGUUUUAAUGAAAGUAUAUCACAGACUCUUUUGCAAAGCUUUUUUUAGCAAAUCCAAAAACAUGGGUUCAGAGCUGUUGAUAUAAAUUAUAAUUUUUUCUGCACCUUGUUCAUUAUGUACAGUAUUUCACUAUUGGAUUAUUGGGUUUCUAAUUGGAUUAAAAUUCUAAGCAGAUACACCAAUUUGUUUGUGCAUUAAAAGCAUGAUACAGCCUUGUUUUUCAAGACACAAAAAUGAUAUAGCACGCCCAGACAACCAAAGAGGACUAACUUGUCAGCCUUUUAGAGCUCAAUAAGACACCAAUCACAGCCCCUUCAUUACAAAGCCCUACUAGUGGAUGCUCUCACUGUUUACAAGAUUGUUAGUGAGGCUGAAAAAAAUGUCUUUUUUUGGGGGGGGGACUUUUUGAGACUGUACAUUUUAAUAUAUAUAUUAGAGUUGUCGAAGUUAAUGCGUUAACGCAAUAUUCCUUCAACGUCACUAUUUUUUAACGCCGUUAAUGCACGUCAUUAUAUGACCCUUUUAAUAAACCAUGCAUUGACUGUCGUGAAAGCAGAUGGUGGGAGACAUUAUGCUGAGACCUGUGCCAAGCAUUUUAUAUAUGUAGCAGGGGAACAUUUAGAAUGAAGUAAGCACACAAAAAAAUAUAGUUAGUUAGUGCUCGUAACAUGACUGCAGCAGCCAUUGAACACCUGCCUUACACUGCACACCAGAAUUUUAGUGCUAGCCAACGUGUCCAGGAAUGAUAAAGUUUGCCGGAUAAAUUGGAAAAAAUCCGCUCAUCUCAUCUCUAAGCACACACAUUUGAAGCUCUGUUAAUUCAGGCAUUACACUAAAUUACUUUGAAUUCUGCUCGUAAUAUCAUGUUUGUGCUUAGAUUAAAUGCAAGUAUAAUUAAGAGAAACGGUGCGCGUUUUAUGUGUUUUCUUUGCCUUAUUUUACUUUUUGCGCUAUAUCAUGCAAUAAAACACUGACAUAGGCCUAAUGAUUAAUGUGUCAUUAUACCAGAUUCUCUCCCGUGAAAUCCAAACACAAGUGGUCAAAAAAAGAAGCAUAAUACCACCAGUUAUAACGGUGAUGUGUCUCGCAUUUCCACUUCUGAUUGAAUCACCCCAAACGGGUGUGAGCCAUUCUUUUAUGUUGUUUGUUUACAUGUUAUCAUGAAUGAACUCUUCAAUUGAGUUUGUGCAUGAAUUUUGGGAUCUGCUCACCUGUUAAUUAACCGAUGCGCAAAAGGAAGAGUUUUAAACUGACACGUGAGACGGGAAUAACGCAGGCUGCUUUUGAACUUCGCAAACUGACGGGAAAGUCCUCCGUGGCAGCGCAAACAAUUUUUGAAUUUGUCAGACAUUUCCAGCUAACGGAAACCCUGCUGCGCACAGUCUCCAAGGUUCUGUCACAGUGUCUUUGCAUAACUGUGCAUUUAAUAGUGCACUAGCCACUGUAGAACAGCAGAAGAAGCUGGAACCCUGCAGGCAAUCUACACUGUCAUUAGCACAUUUAAUCCCACAUGACCAGAGCUAUAAUUCCACUGUGCUCCUCUAAACAUUGCCUGUUAAAACACCAUAAAGGAAGCAAAUAUGUCCCGUCAUAUUACACAUAAAACUCUAUAUAUAUAUAUAUAUAUAUAUAUAUAUAUAUAUAUACACACACUGAUCAGCCACAACAUUAAAACCACCUGCCUAAUAUUGUGUAGGUCCCCCUCGUGCCGCCAAAACAGCGCCAACCUAUUCUUCUCACCACAAUUGUACAGAGCAGUUAUCUGAGUUACCGUAGACUUUGUCAUUUUGAAACAGUCUGGCCAUUCUCUGUUGUCGUCUCUCAUCAACAAGGCCUUUCCGUCCACAGAACUGCCCCUCACUGGAUUUUUUUUGUUUUUGGCACCAUUUGGAGAAAAUUCUAGAGACUUAUGUGUGAAAAUCCCAGGAGAUCAGCAGUUACAGAAAUAUUCAAACCAGCCCAUCUGGCACAAACAAUCAUCCAUGCGAUUAUCUAAUCAGCCAAUCGUGUGGCAGCAGUGCAUAAAAUCAUGCAGAUACGGGUCAGGAGUUUCAGGGGAAAAAAUUAGAUUUCAGUGAUUUGGAGCUUGGCAUGAUUGAUUGUUGGUGCCAGAUGGGCUGGUUUGAGAAUUUCUGGCGCUGUUUUGGUGGCAUGAGGGGGACCUACACAAUAUUAGGCAGGUGGUUUUAAUGUUGUGGCUGAUCAGUGUGUGUGUGUGUGUGUGUGUGUGUGUGUGUAUAAAGUACAUAUUUUGAAUUGUGCUGUGUUCAUUUUCUGUUGUACCAACUCUGUUGGUAGGGUAGGUUGUGUGUAAAUUACUGAAAAACAAAAAAUACAUCUGAAUGAAUCAAAUUUUGUCCACUCAUGAGAUAUUGCGAUUAAUCACAAUUAACUACAAGAAAAUAUGCAAUUAAUCGCGAUUAAAAAAAAAUGUAUCGUUUGACAGCCCAAAUAUAUAUAUAUAUAUAUAUAUAUAUAUAUUUAUAAACAGAAACCCCAAAUGAAUAUCAUUAGGAAACUUUUGGCCUUCCCAGAAUUCCCAUUAACUCCCAAUAAUAUGCUGAUGCUACAAGUCUAUUCAAAUGUACAUAAUGAGCUUAAUGUUGAAAAUGUGCUUGAAUGUCCCAGAACUUUUAAUGUAACGCACCUUAGUACGCUACUCUGAAAUAUUAUCUGAGAGUGAUAUCACAUGAGAACUGGCCAAAAGUUUACUGUAUAUUAUGUUGUGCCAGAUCUAAAUGUAAGUUUUUUGUUUUUUUUAAGCAAUAUUCAAGUUGGUCAAGUUCAAAGGACACAGAAAUGCUUUUAUGACACGAGGAGUUGUUCACCUGGUGCUUUGCUAGAAACUUUGCCUUCACCACAGCGGUGUCUUCUGCCAGAGCUUAUUCAUGACAUCUCAAAUAAGUGAGAUCCCACAUUCAUGUGGUCAUAAUGUGCGGAUUAGAAAUGUGUGUGUAUCAUGAUAGUAUUAUACAAAUUGAAAAAACACUUGCAAAUAUGUAGUUUACAGUUAAGAAAAACUUUUGUGUUUUUCAUGUUGAGGCUGUGGAUGUUGAUCCUAGAGUGUCCACAAAGCAUUUACCUUGAUUUAAAGUGAUAGUUCACCCCAAAAAAAAGAGCAUUUUGUCAUCAUUUACUUAACCUCAUGUUGUUCCAAACCUGCAUGUCUUUGUGAAAUGAAACACUAAUGUUAAGAGAAUGUUAGCCUUCAUUUUAAAUGCAUCUUUUUUCCAUACAAUUAAAGUGAAUUGGAAUUGAGGCUAACAUUCUGCCUAACAUCUCCUUUAGUGUUCCAAUAAAGAAACUAUUUUCAUUUUCUGGGUGAAAUAUCCAUUAAAAUGUUUCUUUGGUGGAAUCGGAGGGUAAACAAUUAUAAUACAGAAGAUAAUAAGUGCAAGAUUAGUUUUACAAAACAAAUCUCUCUGCCCAUUUCUGCUAUGUAUCGAGAUAUCUUUUUUUUUUUUUUAAUCUGGAAUAAUUUUUAUUUAAUGUAAUCACAGCAUCUUAAUUUGUUUUUUACAUUUGUGUGUGUGUGUGUGUGUGUGUGUGUGUGUAGAAUGUUUGAACAUCAGAAUGUGAAAAUAUGUGCCAAUUGUCGUAAAUGUUUUGAUGUAUGUUUUGAUGUGUUCAUCAGCACAAUGUGUUUAAUCUUUAUUUGUGUGACCAGUUUCCAGCCUCCUGUCUGGUCUGGGAUCAGUGAGGAGAUUUAUUUAAUUGGGAACUCAAGGGGACCAUAUUAUACAUCUCAUGUUAUCAUUGUGUAAAGUGAUGCACCAGCGAUUGUAUCCAAUGUGCUUUGCUUUCUUUCUGAAUGUCUUGUAUUAUUGCCCUUUUAUACAGAAGUGUGUUUGUCAGAAAUUUAAUAAAUGAGUAUGCCUUUAAUAUUGA
Myxocyprinus asiaticus (Chinese sucker) is the source of this 5742-nucleotide messenger RNA. RefSeq names its product glucoside xylosyltransferase 2-like. The transcript is spliced from 7 exons. Lineage: Eukaryota; Metazoa; Chordata; Actinopteri; Cypriniformes; Catostomidae. Bases 143 to 1477 code for a protein of 444 amino acids. Gene Ontology annotation, biological process: protein O-linked glycosylation via N-acetylgalactosamine. The record is from RefSeq and is a predicted model, not a curated record. Gene Ontology annotation, molecular function: UDP-xylosyltransferase activity.